UGUUUGGAUACUGACUGCUGGUUUUGGAGCCACACGGAUGUUUUAAAGCAGCCUUAACUGGAUCUCUGGGAUUAAAACGUCGGAUGCGGACAGCUGGAGAGGCUUUUGGCUCAGGACCUGAGGAGAUAUGGCUAAUGUAGCUUUGUGUUGCCUCCUGCCUCUGUGGCUACUGCACCUGGUGGCGUCCUCAGGCAUGUUUGAGCUGAAGGUUCAUGCGUUUAGCACCUCGCGGCGUUUCUGCCGGCGGCUGCGCGACUGCAACAUCUUCUUCCGCAUCUGCCUGAAACACUCGGAGGACGUGAUCUCCGCCGAACCUCCGUGCACCUACGGGACGGGGCAGACGGGCGUGAUGAGGGCGGAGCAUAGUGCCAUCGCCAACAGCGCCGCCAUCCGCGUGCCUUUCCACUUCAAGUGGCCGGGAACCUUUUCUCUGGUCAUUGAAGCCUGGAAUGCAGAGUCACCCAAAGAGCAUCCUGACUACACAGAGAACCAGAAUAACCUGAUUAGCCGUUUAGCGACGCGGCGGCGGUUGGCCAUCGGGGAAGACUGGUCUCAGGACGUUCACUUUGGAGAGCAGAGCGAACUGCGCUACUCUUAUCACGUCUUCUGCGAUGAGUUUUAUUAUGGAGACGCGUGCUCGGAUUACUGCCGGCCUCGGGACGACACGCUGGGACACUACACCUGCGACGAAAGUGGGAACAAGCAGUGUCUGGACGGCUGGCAGGGGGACUACUGCUCUGACCCCAUCUGCUCGGCCGACUGCAGCGAUCGCCACGGUUACUGCGAGUCUCCUGGGGAGUGUAAGUGUCGUCUGGGCUGGCAGGGUCCGUCCUGCAGCGAGUGUGUGAGGCACCCCGGCUGUCUCCAUGGCACCUGCACGCAGCCGUGGCAGUGCGUGUGUAAGGAGGGCUGGGGGGGACUCUUCUGCAACCAGGACCUGAACUACUGCACCAACCACCGGCCCUGCGCUAACGGGGCCACCUGCACCAACACGGGCCAGGGCAGCUACACCUGCACCUGCAGGCCAGGCUAUGGCGGCACCAACUGCGAGCUGGAGAUCAACGAGUGCGACUGCAACCCCUGCAAGAACGGAGGCAGCUGCAACGAUCUGGAGAAUGACUACUCCUGCACGUGUCCUCAGGGUUUCUACGGUAAGAACUGUGAGAUAGUGGCCAUGACGUGUGCCGAUGACCCCUGCUUUAACGGCGGAACGUGUGAGGAACGCUUCACCGGAGGCUACGUGUGCCGCUGUCCUCCAGCCUACACUGGCUCCAACUGUGAGAAGAAACUGGACCGCUGUAGCCACAAACCCUGCGCUAAUGGUGGUGACUGUGUGGAUGUGGGGUCUUCCGCUCUGUGCCGUUGCCGUCCCGGUUUUUCCGGCCCGCUCUGUGAGCUGAACGUGGAUGACUGCCUCCAUUCUCCAUGCCAGAACUCAGGCACCUGUGUGGACGGAGUAAACGACUACACCUGCAGCUGCACGCUGGGCUUCACCGGCAAGAACUGCAGCGUGCGGGCUCACGCCUGCCUCACACACCCCUGCCUGCACGGCGGGACCUGCUACACACACUUCUCGGGCCCCGUGUGCCAGUGCGUGCCGGGCUUUAUGGGCCCCAGCUGCGAGUUCCCCGUGCUGGAGCGGUCAGCGGCCGCGGCCGCUGCUGCUGCUGCCGCCCGGAGCUCCAGGGGCUCCUCACCGUCCACCGUGGCUGCAUCGUGUGUACUAGGAGUGCUCGCCGUGUGUUUGGGGAUUUGUGUGGGGCUGGUGGUCCUGAGGCGCAGGAGGCAGAGGCUGCGGAGGCGGCAGCUGUGCGAUUCUGUCUUCAACGACCUGGAGACGGUCAAUAACCUGGACCGGCAGCAGCAGUACCCCUAUGAGCGGGACUUCCUGACCAGAGCGGUCAGUCAAGCGAAGCCCAGCAACACUGAGGCCAGACUUAGCUGCCCGCUAGCUCCAGGGCACACGCUGCCAGCUGGGCGGGACUUCCUAUGGAGCGCCGGAGGGGUGGGCCUGAGAUAAAAACUCAAACAUAAACGCGUUCAAAGGUUCAGGAAAACUAGAUUCACAUACACAAGCAGUACACAUUAAAGCAGGGGGCAGCAGGUCUCUGGGGUCGCGCGUCAUUCUGUUGACGUUGAGUCAAAGCUGGUUUUCUCUGCGGUAAAAAUAAACGGCAUUUUCGAAAAUCACAGCUAUCACAUUCUGUGGUAAACAAAAAGUUCCAAAGCUGAUGCAUUUUUAGGAGUCACUGGAUUCUCCGA
Messenger RNA from Colossoma macropomum (tambaqui), 2262 nucleotides. It is a transcript of the gene dlb, whose product is annotated as deltaB. Lineage: Eukaryota; Metazoa; Chordata; Actinopteri; Characiformes; Serrasalmidae. Gene Ontology annotation, biological process: establishment or maintenance of epithelial cell apical/basal polarity; Notch signaling pathway; heterophilic cell-cell adhesion. Gene Ontology annotation, molecular function: calcium ion binding. Gene Ontology annotation, cellular component: plasma membrane; protein-containing complex. The record is from RefSeq and is a predicted model, not a curated record.